Molecule: messenger RNA, 473 nt
Organism: Drosophila sulfurigaster albostrigata
Lineage: Eukaryota; Metazoa; Arthropoda; Insecta; Diptera; Drosophilidae
Product: diptericin A-like
Exons: 1
Coding region: 67-396 (109 amino acids)
Source: RefSeq, a predicted model, not a curated record
CUGGCUGAAAUCAUCAGUCAAUCAGUUCAUCUCAAGCUCUAGUUGCACCUAACAAACACUACGAACAUGAAGUUCACAAUCAUUGCUUUGGUCUGCUGCUUUGCCACCUGCAUUGUGGCCUAUCCCAAUAAUCCUAAUCCGGAGCAGAAAUUGCGCUGGGAUCCGCCACAGCAACGCAAUGAUCAGCAGCAAAAUCGCUUCCAACUGGAUGGUGGCGUCGGUCAUGAUAAGUUUGGCAAGGACGUGCAUGUGUCGGGGCAAGUGCCCGUUUGGACUAGCGAUAACAAACGCCAUGAGAUCGAUGUUGCUGGACACUAUGGACAACAUUUGGGUGGUCCCUAUGGCAAUUCUCCACCUUCUUGGGGUGCUGGUGCUGGCUACCGAUUCAGAUUUUAACUUGAAACUCUGUAAUCAUGCAGCUACAAAUAUUUGUUGGCCAACUUAAAAUAUUUAUUUUAAAUAAAAAUGAGUUA